Molecule: messenger RNA, 1448 nt
Organism: Musa acuminata AAA Group (dessert banana)
Lineage: Eukaryota; Viridiplantae; Streptophyta; Magnoliopsida; Zingiberales; Musaceae
Exons: 7
Coding region: 232-1194 (320 amino acids)
Molecular function (GO): zinc ion binding
Source: RefSeq, a predicted model, not a curated record
GAAGAGUAAAAGAACCCCACCAACUCGCCCGUCGUCGCGAUCCUGCGCUCCGCCCUCCCCCUCGAGAAAAGAAGAGAGAGGAGGAGAAAGAUUUCUUUGCUCUUCUUCGUUGGGGUUUCCUCGAUCUAUGGGUUCCUCCUUUCCUACUCCUCCUCCUCCUCCUCUUCCUCCUUGAAUCGAGUACUAUCGUCUCGCUCGCGCUCAAUAUCUAUACCUAUCUAUACACAAGCCAUGGCGGAUCCCGGGGACUCUUCCCCGCUUAUAGCGCCCGUCCCCGUCCCUGACCCCAACGACAUCGACCUCGAAGCCGGCCCCGGCGAGCAAUUCCAGUGCCGGAUCUGCCUCGAAACCGACGGAAGGGAUUUCAUAGCGCCUUGCAAGUGCAAGGGGACUUCCAAAUACGUCCAUCGUGAAUGCUUGGACCAUUGGCGGGCUGUGAAGGAAGGUUUUGCAUUUGCUCAUUGCACAACCUGUAAGGCUCCUUACUAUUUGAGGGUGCAUGUUCAUGCAGACAGGAAAUGGAGAAUUUUGAAGUUCCGGUUCUUUGUUACUAGGGAUAUACUGUUUAUUUUUGCAGUUGUUCAACUUAUAAUAUCUUCAUUGGCAUAUCUGGUCUAUUUGGUUGAUAGCUCUCACAACUAUUGGUUGCGAUUGGCUUGGGGUUUUGAUGGUGAAUUUAGUUUCUAUUAUAUAUGUGGGGCGCUAUUGUUUUUCGCUCUUCUUGGGUUAUCGGGAUGUUUCAUAACUUGUUAUGAUCGACGAGUGCGCAAUGAUUUGGCUCAACCAUGUCGAGAGUUAUGUAUUUGUUGCUGUCAACCAGGAAUGUGUGCUGACUGCCAUCUCCCUGGCACCCUCUGUAUGUGGACUGACUGUACCACGUGCUUUGAAAGUUGUGCAAGUACCGCAGGAGAAUGUGGCUGCUUAGGAGGGGCUGGCGAAGCAGGACUACCAUUGUUGUUUAUCGUAGGACUAAUUGUUCUUGGGCUCUUCACUGUUAUUGGCAUAUUUUACAGUGUUCUCGUGGCAACGAUGGUUGGCCAGAGAAUUUGGCAGCGUCACUAUCAUAUACUUGCUAAACGAAUGCUGACAAAAGAGUAUGUUGUGGAGGAUGUCGACAGCGAGGGCACUGAUUGGUGCCCACCACCUCUUCCUGCUGAGCAUGUUCAACAGCUAAAGGCACUUGGACUCCUAUAGUCUGAGCUUGAAGGCAAAGAACAGUUGUGCCUUAGAGACGGAUGGGAAGAGGCAUACGGGAGGUACUAGCAAUAUCCAAGUUAGUGCCGGUAUUGCCUUCAUAUUUGUCUUUGGUAAAUGUCCACAAAUUGAACGAUGAUCAGUGUUGCACCAUCAUCUUUAUGGAUGGUAAAUACCACCUAAGAAGUUUUUGUAAGAGCUUGUCCCUACAAAAUAGGUUAACUCAUUAAAAAACACUCCGUCUUUGUGGUUUA